This is a messenger RNA of Lecanosticta acicola, 1224 nucleotides long. The record is from the annotation of a GenBank genome assembly. NCBI's taxonomy places the organism in Eukaryota, Fungi, Ascomycota, Dothideomycetes, Mycosphaerellales, Mycosphaerellaceae.
AUGGAGAAGUACGGCCAGUACAGGGAUAAAGGUACUUUCCUACCCCAAACUCAAACGGCGAGGAGCUGCAUCUAAUUAUACUGACACCUCUUGCACGCAGGCUCUGGCAUUGCGCCUUUCUUUCCUAUAGCUCCGCCUCCGAGCAAUUUGGUCUUGGCUCCAUAUCACCUUGUGCGUUGGACAAACAAGCAUCACACCCAUGGAGUCGCGACGACAGGCUGACCAACAUGCUGCUCGCAGCUCCUCUUCUGCCUUCGAAUACCGCUGCUCAUCUUCGCCUGGGCGGUUUGGCUCCUAAUCAUCCAGUGGACGACAGCAGGCAGUCUCCUUCGCAAAGCCAAUCUGUGGUGCAUCCUCGGCAUUCCAGGUGUCUGGUGGAUCGAUAUUAGAGUUGACGGUGUGCAGCGAGGGUGUGCUCUCCCUGCACCUCACCAAAUCUUACCACUUGCUGAUAGAGGCAUCAGGUCCUUGGGAAAGGGAGGCUCAAUGCGACUACCAGGGCCUGGAACGAUCAUAGCAUCUUCGUAUACCUCGCCUCUGGACGUCCUCUACCUAGCCGCCAUUUUCGAUCCUAUAUUCACCCAGAGCUAUCAAGGCUCUCGCAAAGUUCGGCCGCUGUCGCUAGAGGGAGCCUUGGCUGCUUGCUUCUCCCUCACGACAUCUCCAGAGCAAACGAUUGAGCUCUCUCAGCUCGUAGCUCAGAACCCGCAAAGAGUCAUUGUGGUCUUCCCAGAAAGCACUACGAGUAAUGGCCGCGGUGUGCUUCACUUGUCGCCAUCCCUUCUGUCUGCACCAAAGUCCACGAGCAUCUAUCCAGUCUCCCUGCGCUACACGCCAGCAGACGUUGUUACUCCUAUUCCAGGCUGGAUGGAAGCUCUGAGAUUCAUCUGGAAGCUCUGCUCGCGACAGACGCACUGUAUCCGAGUGCGAGUUGGCCUUCCGAUGACCCUGGCGCAGCAACAUAAGGCAGCUGAGCAAGAAGUCGGCAGGGAAGCUUCCCGAGGUCGCGAACCUCCCAAGAAGUACGACACUAACUUUUUCGACAGCUUUCAAUCCAGUGAAAGUGACGAUGCAGAGGGACUAAAGCCAGCGGAGAGAAGAUCUUUGGAUCUGAUCGCGGAGUCACUUUCUAGACUUGGCCGGGCAAAGACGCUCGGCUUGGGCAUUGAGGAGAAGAUCGGCUUUGUCAAUGCUUGGAUGGGAAAGAGCAAGAAGCGGAGAUAG